AUUACGUCACGCAGUUUCCGGAUUUUCAUACGAGGCAUCAUGGCCGCCUCCAGAGGUACCGUGGUGGGGUCUCUGCUGCUAAGAUAUGGAAAUAAAUUCGCAGGAUCGCACUUCCUCGCCACAACAGUUGGCCGACAGGGCGUCAGCAGGCCAAUCUGUACCAGCUGUUGUCUCCUGCGGAGGAACCUUGCUGCUGAUGGUCCAGAGAAGUUCUCAGAGGAGUUCAUCAAGAAGCAGGUGGAGGAGUUCAACAUUGGCAAACGACAUCUAGCCAACAUGAUGGGGGAGGACCCUGAGAGUUUUACACAAGAAGACAUUGAUAGAAGCAUCAGGUAUCUGUUUCCAUCAGGCUUGUUUGAGAAAAAAGCGAGGCCGAUUAUGAAGCAUCCAGAUGAAGUGUUUCCCAAGCAGGCUGCAAUCCAGUGGGGAAAAGAUGGCCGCCCCUUCCACUUUAUGUUCUACACAGGAAAGCAGACCUACUACACACUAAUGCAUGACCUCUAUGAGAAGACGUUGGCCGUGGAACGACAUCAGGACCGUCUGAGAAAUAAGGGCCUCUUCACCCAAGACACCAAACAGAUCUCUGUGGUGGGCAGCAGGUGGCUCCGUAAGGAGGAACUGGAGGAGCUGCUGGUGGAGCACAUCUCUGAUCACGACUAUGUCCGGUUCGUCCAGCUGAUGGAGCGGCUGCUGUCCAUGCCGUAUAGUGCGCUGGAGGAGGAGAGUGUCCUGCGUUACCGUCGGCAACUGGAGGUCCAGAGCAGCAAGCAGGAAAUCCCCCCACUGCAGCAGGACCAGCAGGGGGCAGCAUUCAGCACGGCCGUGGGGAGGAGGAAGACCGCCACAGCAUCUGUUGUCCUGAGAGAUGGCGGGUCUGGAAAAGUGACCAUCAACGGAAAAGAUCACUUGCAGUACUUCCCUGUGCUGCAGGACAGGGAGCAGCUGAUGUUCCCGCUGCACUUUGCGGAGGCGCUGGGCCGUUUUGACGUGGAGGGCAGCGUGAGUGGCGGUGGGCACUCUGCCCAGGCGGGGGCGCUACGCCUGGCUCUCGCCCGGUGCCUUCUCAGCUUCUCACCAGAGGGCAAAGUGGAGCACCUGAGACAAGCCGGCCUGCUCACUGCUGACCCGCGAGUGAAGGAGCGCAAGAAGCCGGGCCAGGCCAAAGCCAGGAAGAAGUUCACCUGGAAGAAGCGCUGAGCGGGGGGGGGG
Molecule: messenger RNA, 1209 nt
Organism: Sardina pilchardus (European sardine)
Lineage: Eukaryota; Metazoa; Chordata; Actinopteri; Clupeiformes; Clupeidae
Gene: mrps9
Product: mitochondrial ribosomal protein S9
Exons: 11
Coding region: 40-1197 (385 amino acids)
Biological process (GO): translation
Cellular component (GO): ribosome; mitochondrial small ribosomal subunit
Molecular function (GO): structural constituent of ribosome; RNA binding
Source: RefSeq, a predicted model, not a curated record